Molecule: messenger RNA, 1178 nt
Organism: Pelobates cultripes (western spadefoot toad)
Lineage: Eukaryota; Metazoa; Chordata; Amphibia; Anura; Pelobatidae
Source: the annotation of a GenBank genome assembly
AUGUCUGAAGAACGUGCCUUCUGUAAUCAGAAUGCUAUGGAAUCAUGGUUACAGGACAUGUCUGAAGAAUGUGCCUUCUGUAAUCAGAAUGCUAUGAAAUCAUGGUUACAGGACAUGUCCAAGGAAUGUGCCUUCUGUAAUCAGACUGCUAUGAAAUCCUGGUUACAGGACAUGUCUGAAGAAUGUGCCAUCUGUAAUCGGAAUGCUAUGGAAUCAUGGUUACAGGACAUGUCCGAAAAACGUGCCUUCUGUAAUCAGAAUGCUAUAGAAUCAUGGUUACAGGACAUGUCUGAAGAACGUGCCUUCUGUAAUCAGAAUGCUAUGGAAUCAUGGUUACAGGACAUGUCUGAAGAACGUGCCUUCUGUAAUCAGAAUGCUAUAAAAGCAUUGUUACAUGACAUGUCCGAAGAAUGUGCCAUCUGUAAUCAGAAUGCUAUGAAAUCAUGGUUACAGGACAUGUCCAAGGAAUGUGCCUUCUGUAAUCAGAAUGCAUGGAAUCAUGGUUACAGGACAUGUCUGAAGAACGUGCCUUCUGUAAUCAGAAUGCUAUGGAAUCAUGGUUACAUGACAUGUCCGAAGAAUGUGCCAUCUGUAAUCAGAAUGCUAUGAAAUCAUGGUUACAGGACAUGUCCAAGGAAUGUGCCUUCUGUAAUCAGAAUGCUAUGGAAUCAUGGUUACAGGACAUGUCUGAAGAAUGUGCCAUCUGUAAUCAGAAUGCUAUGGAAUCAUGGUUACAGGACAUGUCUGAAGAAUGUGCCAUCUGUAAUCAGAAUGCUAUGAAAUCAUGGUUACAGGACAUGUCCGAAAAACGUGCCUUCUGUAAUCAGAAUGCUAUGGAAUCAUGGUUACAGGACAUGUCCAAGGAAUGUGCCAUCUGUAAUCAGAAUGCUAUGAAAUCCUGGUUACAGGACAUGUCUGAAGAAUGUGCCAUCUGUAAUCAGAAUGCUAUGGAAUCAUGGUUACAGGACAUGUCCGAAAAACGUGCCUUCUGUAAUCAGAAUGCUAUGGAAUCAUGGUUACAGGACAUGUCCAAGGAAUGUGCCUUCUGUAAUCAGAAUGCUAUGAAAUCAUGGUUACAGGACAUGUCCAAGGAAUGUGCCUUCUGUAAUCAGAAUGCUAUGAAAUCAUGGUUACAGGACAUGUCCAAGGAAUGUGCCUUCUGUAAUCAGAUGCUAUGA